Messenger RNA from Quercus robur (English oak), 865 nucleotides. RefSeq names its product PHD finger-like domain-containing protein 5A. The coding region runs from base 326 to 658 and encodes 110 amino acids. NCBI's taxonomy places the organism in Eukaryota, Viridiplantae, Streptophyta, Magnoliopsida, Fagales, Fagaceae. The transcript is spliced from 3 exons. Gene Ontology annotation, biological process: mRNA splicing, via spliceosome. The record is from RefSeq and is a predicted model, not a curated record. Gene Ontology annotation, cellular component: U2 snRNP; U12-type spliceosomal complex; catalytic step 2 spliceosome.
UAAGAAGGACAGUUGUUGUUCGGUUUAACAAGUAACAACUAAACAGCAGACCACAGAGUCCAGAGGCUGAGAAAAUCAUAAAACCUUAAAAGAGAUCGAUCAAUCCUCCUGAAUGAGGAUAUGCUGUUGAUGUGACUUGGCCUUUUGAUGACUAAGAAACAUGAUUGUUGUUUGGGUUAAAUUUUUAGGCUGUUAGAAAUAUAUACAUUAAUAAGUGCUGCCGACCUUGCAGCUUGAACCAGUUCCCCACUGAUCCCCCAAGCGCUUCAUGCAUGGGGAGGUACCAUUUCACUGACGAGGUAACUAAGAUCGUGUAGUGGAAAGCAUGGCCAAGCAUCAUCCUGAUUUGAUUAUGUGCCGGAAGCAGCCAGGAAUUGCUAUUGGACGACUUUGUGAGAAAUGUGAUGGGAAGUGUGUAAUAUGUGAUUCCUAUGUGCGCCCUUGCACACUUGUUCGAGUUUGUGAUGAAUGCAACUAUGGAUCCUUUCAAGGUCGCUGUGUUAUUUGUGGAGGAGUGGGAAUUUCUGAUGCCUACUAUUGCAAAGAGUGUACACAGCAGGAGAAAGAUAGGGAUGGAUGUCCAAAAAUUGUCAAUUUAGGGAGUGCCAAAACUGACCUAUUCUACGAACGUAAGAAAUAUGGUUUUAAGAAAAGAUGAUGAGAAUUAGAUAGACGUGUACUUCUGUUAAACUGCUUUUUAUUUACUCAGUUUGAGAUGAAGAAUCUUGAUAUGUUGGGAUUAUGAGCAUAGUAUAGACACAUAUGUAGGCUUUUACAUUGCUUUUAUUAUGCUUAAGCAUUGCUGAAGACGGCAUAUUUGAAAUGUUGGAGCUAUUUUAAAUUAUUGAGUUUGUUUUCAUAGAUA